AUGUUAUUAAAAGGUGCAUGUUUAAGAAUGUUGAAUAAAUAUGAGUAUGCAAUCAUUUGGUUGGACAAAGUAUUAGUUACUGAUCCUAAAAAUGUUUUUUCCUUAAGUGAUAAAGGUAGAUUUCAUCAUUUUAUAUUAAUAGGAGAAUGUUUAAGAUUAAUGAAGUAAUAUGAUAAAUCUGAAAAAGAUCUACAAUUAGCACUUUCUAUUAAUCCAAACCACACAUUUAGUCUUGAUAUGCUUGGUAUUUGUUAAUUCCUAUCAAGUAAACUGUUUAUAUUAGAUGAGUCAAAACUACUACAUUUUACAAAACUAACAGAAAUAUUUCAGAGCUCUGAUAUAUUAUGAAAGAAAAUUAAAAUUUAACCCAAAUGAUUAAUGGAUUAAAAUUAAAAGGGUAUUCUUAUUUGUUAAUCUAGAAUUUUGUCAGCAGAAAUCGAAAUAAUGAAUCACAAAUAAUAUAAUAAAAAAAUUAAAAUUAUAUAAUUAUCAAAGGAUUUUCAAUUAAGAUAUUUUUCUAUAAAUUAUGA
Molecule: messenger RNA, 530 nt
Organism: Paramecium octaurelia
Lineage: Eukaryota; Ciliophora; Oligohymenophorea; Peniculida; Parameciidae
Source: the annotation of a GenBank genome assembly